CAUGAGGUCAAAACAGAAUCUACUUCCUGCUUCGAACGCCGUAUCGAGUUUCUGUCAGUAUGUAACCAUACCAGUGGACAUCUUCCCGAUUGAAUCGGACCUAAAUUGAGAGGACUCACCCACCAUGGAGAUCAGCCUGCAACAAUGGCCAGGUUGAAACAUUGAAAGAACCAAUAUGGCUCCAGACAGACACGUGUGGCACUGACUGGUGACACCCAGACAGGGACUACAAGCAGGAUUGCUGACACCUGCUAUUCUUGUGUAACCUUAACCUAAUUAAGUUACCUGUGACCUAUUUGCACGCCCUGAAGCUGAUCGCUCACAAACCAGUAUGGGUUGUUUACAGUCCACACCUAAAAAAGACUUUGAUGACCCCUCUAGCAUUGGAGAUGGAAAAAAAGGGGUGGAUAAUCUGGACAAGCAGAAUGACAAAGGGAAAAAGAAAGUUCGGAACAGCUAUGAUAAGGACCCCACCAGCCUCCGAGUAAACACAUCAGCAUUCAGUGCCACAGCGAAGCUGUUGAAUGCGCUGUACGAUUAUGAGGCCCGCUCUAAUGAUGACCUGUCCUUCAGGAAAGGGGACCAGAUGGAGCUGCUUGAUGACAGUGAUGGAGACUGGUGGCUGGCCAAACAUGAGAACGGCCAGGAGGGUUACGUACCAAGCAACUAUGUGGCCAUGGAAAAUACACUGGAGUCUCAAGAAUGGUUCUUCGGGAAGAUCACGAGGAAGGAAACAGAGCGUCAGCUUCUUCUACCUGGGUUCCGCCCUGGAACCUUCCUCAUCCGAGAGAGCGAAACAUGCCCAGGUGCGUAUGUGUUGUCCGUGCGAGACUAUGACCAGACGAAGGGGGACUGCGUGAAGCACUACAAGGUGCGCAACUUGGACAACGGGGGCUGCUACAUCACACCAAGGAAGACGUUCACAAACCUGAUAGAGAUCGUCAACCACUACCAUGAUAACUCGGAUGGAUUGUGCCAGAAACUCACAGACUCAUGUCCAAAACCAAAGCCUGUGAUGGAGGAUUUGUCCCGGGAAACCAAAGACACCUGGGAAAUCCCUCGUGAAACUUUAAAACUUGAGAAGCGUCUUGGUGCUGGUCAGUUUGGAGAAGUAUGGAAAGGUAAAUGGAUGAACUCCACCGAUGUUGCCAUCAAGACCUUGAAGGUAGGAACAAUGACAUCAGAAGCUUUCCUGGCUGAGGCGGCCAUCAUGAAGAUGUGCAAGCAUGACAAACUGGUGCGCCUGUACGCUGUAUGCACAAAAGAAGAGCCCAUCUAUAUUGUCACUGAGCUGAUGAGCAACGGCGCUCUGUUGGAGUACCUUCGAGAAGGUGCUGGCAAAUCCAUGGAUACCAUGCAUCUGAUUGACAUGGCAGCACAGAUUGCCAAUGGUAUGGCGUUCCUGGAAAAGAUGAAAUUCAUUCAUCGAGAUCUGGCUGCCAGAAACAUCCUUGUGGGAGACAACAACAUCUGCAAGGUGGCUGACUUUGGCCUGGCCAAGGUCAUUGAGGAUGAUGAGUACAAUCCAAAACAAGGAGCUAAAUUCCCCAUCAAGUGGACAGCCCCAGAAGCAGCCCUGUACGGCAAGUUCACCAUCAAGUCAGAUGUGUGGUCAUAUGGUAUAUUACUGAUGGAACUCGUUACACGAGGACAGGUCCCUUACCCCGGUAUGAGUAACCGGGAUGUCCUGGACCAGGUGGACAAGGGUUACCGGAUGCCACGGCCACGCCAAUGUCCUGAAGGAGCUUACGACACCAUGUUGAAGUGCUGGGACAAGAGGGCCGACAACAGACCCACAUUCGAGUAUCUCUUCACAUACUUCGAUGAUUUCUUUAUCUCAUCGGAGGGAAGUUAUAAGGAGACGGAUUAAAGAUACAUCCUCUAGGAUAUCUGCUUUUCAACUAUUAGUGCUUUGUUUAUGUUAAAACGAAAACUGGCCCAGGAGACAUUGUUUUGUCGUGCCAUACAUCAAAGAUGCUAGUGUUUUCAACAAAGCACAGUUUGUUUUUUAUCCCAUUACUGUAACAGUAAAUGUGGGAUCUUUUGCAAUAAAAUCAUUCAAAAAAAUUCCUGUACAGAAAGAGACUUGAUAUAUAAGUUUUGUCUUUACUAACAGGACAAGUGAAGUAACAUAUUGCAUUUUGCAAAUUUCCUGUAACUUACAAUCAUGCCAAUCCCUGGGUUAAUAAUGUGUCAAGACAUUCUAAAGCUAUUUAUAUACAAAUUAGAAUAUUUUUUAUGGGAUUGAGGCUGUGCGAUUAUGUCUUCCUGUCACAACAUAAAUAUUUGUCUCUAAAUCUUGCCAUGGACGAGUUUUGUACCACAGUUGUCUCAAAGUUGGUUUGUAUUCACCGCAUGAACAAACUCUUGGAACAUUAUUUUUGGCUUGUGAAUUUUGUUUUGCAAAUGUCAGUUUUGUCAUGUUAGAAAGUUGACAUUAAGAUCACAGGUCAAGAUCCACUGGGCACAUGUGCCAUGCCUGUAACACUGUAACUGGGAGAAGAUUAUGUUUAGAAGAUAUGUCCUGAACAUUUUAUAUAAUAUUAUUUAUCAACAUUUUGUAUGCAGAAAACAGAAGAUAUUUUUACAAGAAAUGUGUAUAAACCUUUUAUGGAGAUCAAAGAUAUCAAAUGUUGACUAUAGACAUGAGGUUAAGAUUGUUUAUUUACUGUUGUACAAUGUAUAUUUCGAGUGUAUUUGGUAAGACUAAAAUAUUUUAGUUCAUGUUGCAACAUACUUGAUAUUUUUUGUUGAUUUAUCAUGUUUAUGUUUACACCUGCUUAAUGUAUACAAACAAAUCAACUCUCCUAGCUUGUAUGAACUUCUCACCUGUUUUCUCAGAAUUGUUUUCUGCUUUGAAGGUAUUACCACAAGCUUUCAAUAAUUUGUGCAAUUCAUUGUCUGUUGAGCUUGGAUACUAGGGGAUGACUAAUUCUUCAAAUUAUUAUUUGACAGUUUCUUUUUGUUUUGUUUAAAAUCUCAUUUCAGGCAGGCUCUUGAUGAGAUUCGAACAUUUUGAUAAAGCUGUCUAUCUGACAGUGAAUGUUGCAAAUUGCAGCCUAAAACAGCAUUAACUCAUUCCAUGAGUGAAAGAAGGCAUGUAAUUGUUGUUUCCCUGUCUAUGUGAUGAAUAACACCAACCCUCAGUUCAUCUUCAGCAAAAUGCAUCUCUGACUCACCAUUAAGUGGAUUUUUAUAAGGGAAAAGGGAGAUAACUUCCAAAAAUCACAAAAUGCACGCCAAUAAAAAUUACACAAAAUGUCUUUGAGACUGGGAUAG
This is a messenger RNA of Haliotis rubra (blacklip abalone), 3279 nucleotides long. Its product is annotated as tyrosine-protein kinase SRK2-like. Lineage: Eukaryota; Metazoa; Mollusca; Gastropoda; Lepetellida; Haliotidae. Gene Ontology annotation, molecular function: non-membrane spanning protein tyrosine kinase activity; ATP binding; signaling receptor binding. The coding region runs from base 332 to 1870 and encodes 512 amino acids. Gene Ontology annotation, cellular component: extrinsic component of cytoplasmic side of plasma membrane. Gene Ontology annotation, biological process: protein phosphorylation; cell differentiation; cell surface receptor protein tyrosine kinase signaling pathway. The record is from RefSeq and is a predicted model, not a curated record. The transcript is spliced from 12 exons.